Oncorhynchus masou masou (cherry salmon) is the source of this 6800-nucleotide messenger RNA. Its product is annotated as brain mitochondrial carrier protein 1-like. Gene Ontology annotation, biological process: transmembrane transport. NCBI's taxonomy places the organism in Eukaryota, Metazoa, Chordata, Actinopteri, Salmoniformes, Salmonidae. The record is from RefSeq and is a predicted model, not a curated record. Gene Ontology annotation, molecular function: transmembrane transporter activity. The coding region runs from base 182 to 1042 and encodes 286 amino acids. The transcript is spliced from 9 exons.
CUCUUUCGGCACAAAUCCACUAGAAAUGGAAAGCUACGUAGCCGGAUAACUUUUGUGUUGUUUUAUUUAUUGAAUAAACCCACUUGAUGUCGAAGAUAUGGAAUCCAAAAUAAAAUAGCAGUGCACAACUUGUAUUUACAUUACUGCAGGGCUCCAUCACGUAGAAGCGGCCACCACCGAAAUGACCAACCUGAACUGGAAACCGUUCAUCUACGGAGGGAUGGCCUCUAUUGUCGCAGAAUUCGGUACAUUCCCCAUAGACCUGACUAAGACGCGGCUGCAGGUGCAGGGCCAGUCCCAGUACAUGGAGGUGCGCUACCGGGGCAUGUUCCACGCCCUGUUCAAGAUCGGCAAGGAGGAGGGCAUCAAGGCACUGUACUCUGGCAUCUCCCCAGCUCUCCUGAGGCAAGCCUCCUACGGGACCAUCAAGAUUGGGACAUACAACACACUGAAGAGGUUAUUUGUGACCCAUCCGGAAGAUGAGACCAUGGUGAUCAAUGUGUUCUGUGGAGUGGUGUCUGGAGUCUUGUCCUCUUCUCUGGCCAACCCCACUGAUGUCGUCAAGAUCCGUAUGCAGGCACAGGGCAGUCUGUUACAAGGGAGUAUGAUGUCCAACUUCAUUAGCAUCUACCAGACAGAGGGAACCCGUGGCCUGUGGAGGGGCGUCAUCCCUACAGCUCAACGGGCAGCCAUCGUAGUGGGAGUGGAACUUCCUGUCUAUGACAUCACUAAGAAGCACCUCAUCAAGUCUGGCACCAUGGGAGACACCAUACUCACACACUUUAUUUCCAGUUUUAUGUGUGGCCUGGCGGGGGCGCUAGCUUCCAACCCAGUGGACGUAGUGCGGACGCGUAUGAUGAACCAGCGAGUGCUGUCAGGGAACCCCAUGUAUAAAGGCACGCUGGACGGAGUAAUGCAGACAUGGAAGAACGAGGGAUUCUUUGCCCUCUACAAGGGCUUCUGGCCCAACUGGCUGCGGCUGGGGCCAUGGAACAUCAUUUUCUUCAUCACGUUCGAGCAGCUGAAGAAACUCAACUUGUAGUUGGAACAAGAAGUGGACACUCCGUCAGAUUAGAUGCAGGGAUGGGCAAUUCCAGUCCUCGGAGGCCGGAGUGUUGUCCUACUUUUUCCCCAUCCCUAGAAAACACAACUGAUUAAGGCCAGGCACCAUACCCUAUUGGGGAUUUAAAAAACAAAUCUUAAUCAUAUAACAAUCAACUUUUCCUAGUUGAAUGUAGACAAAGUUUUGUAUAAAUGUUUGAAAUAUUAAGAUAUGCAAAUUAGGUAAUAAGUAUACAUAUUUGCAUACCAUACAAAUUCAUUUUUUAUAGAUGCUGGAUGAAUUCUGUCUAAACAUUUGUUUCAGUUUAAGACACUCGAAGGCCGGGCUUGUUCAGAGCAGAUUCUGGAUAAACUUUUUAUCUUUAAAAUACUAAAGACUUGUAUAAUAAAACAUUUAAAAAAAUGUUAUCUAGAAUUUAAAAAAGUUACAUCAACAAUUCCCCCUGGGCAAGUCUGGAGAAUGUAUCUAAGGAUAACUACACACAAUUCAAAAGUAGAUGCUUCUGAAGCUGAGAAAAACAAGUUGGCGGUGUGGUGCCUGGCCUUAAACUGAGGAUCAUGAUUAGUUGAUUAUUGGAGUCCAGUGUGUUAGCUUGGGCUAAAGUGUGACAACAAUCAGGCCCCCGAGGACUGGAGUUGCCCAUUACUGGUCUAUAGUGUGUUGGUGAGCGGGAAACCCCACAACACCUCAGCCCACGUGUCAAACUCAUUCCACGGAGGGCCGAGUGUCCAGGUUUUCGCUUCUCCCUUGUACUUGAUUGAUGAAUUAAGGUUACUAAUUAGUAAAGAACUCCUCACACCUGGUUGUCUAGGUCUUAUUUGAAAGGAAAAAACAAAAACCACUAGGCCAGAGUUAUUCAACUCCUACUCUACGAGCCUGCUGGUUUUCUGUUCUACCUGAUAAUUAAUUGCACACACCUGGUAUCUCAGGUCUAAAUCAGUCCCUGAUUAGAGGGAACUAUAAAAAAUGCAGUGGAACUGGCUUUGAGGUCUAGAGUUGAGUUUGAAAACACUAGGCCCUGCAUGGAAUGAGUUUGACGCCUCAGCCCUUCGUCCAUUCAUUCGUUACAUUCACAAUCCCUCCCUCUGUCACACAAUCUGUAUGUCUGUGCAUGCUCAUCUAAGUGUUAUUUUAGUUUUAUUUGAACUUUUAAUAAUAUUGAUAGUAUAAAAAAACAAACAUUUAAAGUUAUUAGUUGUAUUAUGUUUUUUAAAACACUUCUUCAUACCCCUCAACCACCCUUGAGGCCUCUCCUGGCAGCUAAACAUUAGGUUGUAGCUGAGGACGAAAGCCUGUUUGGGCCAAUAGGUAUUAGCUAGGUACGUUGCCUGCCAGCUUGCUAACUUCUUAGUGAGGAGGAGGACUAUCCUGGGUGGAAUGGGAACUGGAGAUCUACUUGAGCUUAUUUAGAGAGAUGUGGAAUGGGCCUCUGAUUGUGUCUGACCUAGUUUUUAACCGCAUCUUUGCUCUGCAUGGGACAUGCAGGAAAAAGAAAAAGGUUUUGUGUAAUUUCAGCCAGAAAGUAGUGCUCACGAGCCAAAACUGGUUCUGAAAAUUGUCCACAGUUGUGUAAGUCAACUAUUUUGUACAUGUUCCGUCCUGAAAUUAAAAAAAAAAAAAAUCUUCCUACAAUUCGUAUGAUAUGUAACAAAUGUAAAGAUCUGGUUCAAUCUCUUUAAAUGUUUAGAAUUGUAGGUUUGCCUGUCUGAUCUGACAUCUAUUCACUGUUUUGGGCAAAACUAGCUAGCAGAGGAAGCAUGAUGGGUUAACCGGGUUUUUAUUGUCAAAUCAUUUAUUCUCAAUGACUUACCUUUUUAAUAAAAGGUUACAAUAGAUUCUGUUUACUCUGUUAGAGGAACUCAGGACAAAGCUGAGACUGUAUCUGUAUGGCCAAUAAGAUGGGAUUGGGGACUCUUUUGUCAUUACUUGAAUGCAGUCUCUGUUGAGCCAAAGCCACCAGUUGUUCCCCGAAGAGUGACUGCUUUCUGUGCAUGUCACUACAAAAAAAACAACGGAAUACCUGAUAAGUUGUUGGCGCACGCACAAAUUCUACUGUAAAAAAAUGCCACUUUUCGUCAGAAGGUAGUAGAACUAUUGAAAGGUUUUAGAUUAUGUUAUUAUCCUUUGCCCUCUCCAAGUCCCCUGACCUCUGUGUGAAACAGAGUUCUGUUUUUUCUUGUCCAGAACAGGCAUUGCAGUGGAAGCAAUUAAGACAUUUCUUGGACCUGCCUGGUUGUCAUGGUGAUUCCCAUAAAAGUACAUUAUGUACAGAGAGACACACAUGUGAAGGCGGAUACACCAUAUUGUGACAGGCAUGUCUAGCUUGUACAUAAAGCUACUUCAGAGUACUUGCUUUUUGUUUCUAUUUUGAGGUUUGCGUAAAGCCCUGAAUAGAAAUGGCCUGUAGUACUAGGAUAUGGGGGCCGUAGUGCCAAUGUGUGCAUGUACUGUACUGCACCGCUGUUGUAAAGCUCUGUCCCUGAAUAGGUCUGAACUGCACUGUUACAUGCAUACUUACUCAAGCCUUACACUUUACUUUCAUAACAAUGUUUCUAAUUUCUAUGAUGCCUCUUUCUGUGCCUCUGCCUGGUCAUUUUGAGUUGUGUUUUUAUUAGAAUGACAAGUUUUGUUGUAGCAUUUCCAGAUCAUGUAUAUGGAUGUUAGGUGUGAGAGAUGUGGGUGUUAUGUACUGUGUAAUUAAUUGAAACCAACGUCCUGUUUUCUUUAGGUUUGAUUUUUACAGAUCAUGCUUACGGGCGGCAGAUGGCCUAGCGUUUAGAGUGUUCGGUCAGUGACCGAAAGGUUGCUAGUUCAAAGCCCUGAGCCAACAAGUUGAAAAAUGUGUCUGUGCCCUUGAGCAAGGAACUUAGCCCUAAUUGCUCCAUGAUCGCCAUUGAUAAUGGCAGUCCCUGGCCCUGACUCCACUCUCCAAGGGUGUCUGAGGGGGAGUUGGGAGAUGGAAAAAAAAAAAACAAUCACAAAUGCGUAUGAAUACAAACUUGUACAUGUGUGAAAUAGGACAAUUAUAAGCAUUCAUUUGUUUCAGCAGUCAUGUUUUAAUCAGCCGUCCUUUCAGCUUUACCAUGAUGAUGUGUCUUUACCAUGAUGAUGUAAUACUUUUUUCCCACAGAGAAUAUUGUGUGGGUUUCUUUCCUUUUAAACACAUCCAUUGUUUGUGUGGAAGAGACUUUUAUAUUGGAUGAAUAACUUAUAUUUUUAUUGGAUCGAAUUUCUUUCCAAAGCUUUAUCUAUUUUUUAAAUAACCUUAUGUUUUCCCAUAUGAACUUAACAAAGAACACUUUCUUGAAGUCUUGAACUUGUUUCCCCUUUACUCAAAAAUGCAGAGUAUGUUAUGUAGUUAUUUGUCUCUAAUUGCUGUUCUUUUAUAAUGAUUAUUGGACAAUUAUUGCAUUUAUACAACCCAUAUAGUUGGCUCCAGCUGCAUUCUGGUAACCACAAAUUGAUUAUUACUUGGGUGAUCAGUACAUUGUCAGUUCAUUCACUUCAGAGAGUGAUUUGAAUUUCCAAUUUAAGAAUAGAAAAAAAAACUAAUUGAAAAUGGAUUCAAUCAUUGUAUUGGAAUUUCAGAAUUGACCAACCCUGAAUGCUUUCUCUUCAUAAUCAUGUCUAUCUUCUUAUAUCAUGAAAAUGACAGUACAAUGUUGUCAUUCAGCUGUUACCAUUUGACUCCUUAGACUUGCCUUACUGUAUUGUUUUUCAGUUCCUUCAGAAAGUAUUCAUACCCUUUGACUUAUUCCACAUUUUGUUGUUACAGCCUGAAUUCAAAAUGGAUUUUCUCACCCAUCUACACCCAAUGCCCCAGAAUGACAGUGAAAACACAUUUUUAGACAUUUUUGCAACUAUAUUGAAAAAUUAAAUACAAAAAUAUCUCAUUUACAUACAGUGCCAGUCAAGAGUUUGGACACACCUACUUAUUCCAGGGUUUUUCUUUAUUUUUACUAUUUUCUACACUGUAGAAUAAUAGUGAAGACAUCAAAACUAUGAAAUAACACAUAUGGAAUCAUGUAGGAGAAAAAGAAAAGUAUUAAAUGAAUAAAAAUAUAUUUUAUAUUUGAGAUUAUUCAUAGUAGCCACCUUUUAGUGUGUGCAAAGCUGUCAUCAAGGCUAAGUAUUCACACCCCUGAGUCAAUACAUGUUAGAAUCACCUUUGGCAGUGAUUUACAGCUGUACAUCUUUCUGGGUUAGUCUCUAAGAACUUUGCACACCUGGAUUGUACAAUAUUUGCACAUUAUUAUUUAAACAAUUCUUCAAGCUCUGUCAAGUUGAUUAAUCAUUGUAAGACAGCCAUUUUCAAGUCUUGCCAUAGAUUUUCAAGCCAAUUAAGACAAAACUGUAACUAGGCCACUCAGGAACAUUCAAUGUCGUCUUGGUAAGCAACUCCAGUGUAUACUUGGUCUUGUAUUUUAGGUUAUUGUCCUGCUGAAAGGUGAAUUGGUGUCUGUUGGAAAGCAGACUGAACCAGGUUUUCCUCUAGAAUUUUGCCUGUGCUUAGUUCCAUUCCGUUCCUUUUUACCACCCCCAAAAACACCCUUCCUGAUGACAAGCAUACCCCUAACAUGACCACCAUGCUUGAAAAUAUGAAGAGUGGUACUCAGUGACGUUGCAUUGGAUUUGUCCCAAACAUAACGCUUUGUAUUCAGGACAUAAAGUACAUUUCUUUGCCACAUUUUUACCUGUUGUACAUUCGUGCCUUAUUGCAAACAGAUGCAUGUUUUGGAAUAUUUUUUAUUCUGUACAGGUGUCUUUCUUUUCACUCUGUCAUUUAAAUUAGUUUUGUGAAAUAACUCCAAUGUUGUUGAUCCAUCCUCAGUUUUCUCCUAUCACCUCAUGGAGAAAUACCUGAGCGGUUUCCUUCCUCUCCGGCAACUGAGUUAGGAAGGAUACAUGCAUCUUUGUAGUCACUGGGUGUAUUGAUACACCAUCCAAAGUGUAAUUAAUAACUUUACUGUGCUAAAAAGGAAUAUUCAAUGUCUGAUUAUUUUUUUUGACCCAAUAGGUGCCACCCUUUGCGAGGCAUUGGACCUCCCUGGUCUUUCUGGUUUAAUCUGUAUUGUAUAUGUGGGGUACAGAGAUGAGGCAGUCAUUCAAAAAUCAUGUUAAACACAAUUAUUGCACACAGUGAGUCCAUGUAACUUAUUAUGUGAAUUGUUAAGCACAUUUCUCCUGAACUUAUUAAGGCUUGCCAUAACAAAGGGGUUAAAUACUUAUUGACUCAAGAUAUUUCAGCUUUUAAUUUUUAAUUAAUACAAAAAAUGUCAAGCAUAAAUCCCUUUGAUAUUAUGUGGUAUUGUGUGGAGGCCAGUGACACAAAUAUACAUUUUAAUCAAUUUUCAAUUCCGGCUGUAACACAACAAAAUAUGGAAGAAGUCAAGUGGUAUGAAUGCUUUCUGAAGGCAUUGUAUAUUUUACAGUAAAUCGUAUUUAUUUCUGUUUUCGUGGUUGUAUUCUCUACUGCUGUAUGACUCAGCUGGCUGGGACACUGUUUGCUCUCUGUCAAAUCUUUUAGCCUGUCAUAUUACCUAGUCGUGCACUUUGGUAAAAUGUAUGUCGAUAAAACUGUAUUUGCAAUCAUACUUAUAAUCAUUUUGCUUGUUUAGUCAAUUGAUUGUAUGGUUGAUUAGUUAUGUGUAAACUAUUUUCAGUUACAGAUUGGAUUUGGCUUUGUAUAAAUAACAAGUAUGUAUACUUCCGAAAUAAAAUACAGCAUAUCCACUGA